AUGUCUCCCGGCGCAACCCCAAGCCCGGAGAGGGUCACAAUCUCCUCGUUUGGCGUCCUGCUCCCUCGACGCCGAUUCACCAUCACUGUUCCACAGCCCGCUCCUUCAUCGAAAUCAGUUACAGGUCACUCAUACGAGCCAUCGACUCGAUUCGACCUCCGCAGCCCACCUCCAUCCUCCAUCACCUCUUCGCCGCCUAGACGCUCCCUCUCUCCCACAAUCAGCCCUGAAAGCUCACCUCAGGGCUCUCCCUCUUUGACAAACGAUGACGCCGCUGAGCUGUUUAGCGGCCAGCUCGACCUGACGAUGCCCCUUCAAGAGGCUACGAUCCACGAGGCCGCACGUGAGGAUGACGGUGAGGCGAAGGAGGGUCCCCUCAACGUGAUACACAAGGGCCGGAUCGAGAGGGUCCACUACGUGGCUGCGCUACCAGUACCAGGGGACCUACUCUUCCAUGUAGACGCCAGCGAGGGGGCCGUCUUCCGUCGGGCUAGGCCUCACCCAGCAGCAGAAAGAGAGGCACUGUGGCGCAGCGUCGUCCAAGGUGGAUUCCUCGGCGAGCUGUCUUCCUCCCUCUCGCCUACAUGGGUCAAGCUCAACGUCCCCUUCUUAGACGGGCCCACGAAGAUCCACUUCUCCCAUUUGAGCUCCUGGCAAACUCUCCCUACCAAGCCGAGGACAGCCACAGCGGAGGUAUCGUACAUGCUGGAGCGGCACGACAUUUUCCUCACCAGCAUGGUCACGCAAGAUGGCUUCAAGUGGGCCCCAGUCGGUGAGGACGUGGGGAAGGACUGGAGUGCCCUGUUACGGCCGUUGGGAGUCGUAGCCUCGGAGACGAUGCAGGAUCCGCUCCCCUACGUCGGCGCAGAAUGCCAUGGUCUGCUGGUUGGAAUGGGCGUACGUCUUCGUCUGGAUGGGAGCAGUUGCAGGCUCACCCACAGCAUGAGAGAGGGUUGGAGCAUCAUCGACGUACCAGGCGAUGCGUGCACAUGGGCGGAAUGGGCCACAUUCCAGCUCAUCGCAGAAUGUAGGCCGCGUGCGGAGGUCAAACUCCCUCAUCAAGACCCCAACGGCUUCCCAUACGACAUCAUCUUGUAUGCCAACGAGACGGGAGGCAUCCGCAAGAAGGACGGCAAGCCUUCUCGAGCCUUGUACAAAGAGACCUACUACGCUCUUCGCACGCGCGAUGUUACCAGGCCGAUCGGGCCGCAGUCACGCGACAAGAAGAGGCUACACGACGUUGCGCCGGAAUGGAUGGUCUUUUUCCUCCUCAACCUCGUCGCUCUCUCCCGCGGUUGCAAGGAUGUGGAGCUCUUCAAGCCCGGAGGCUCAAUUUUGGCGCAAGCAGCGAGGAGGAUUGACCUGCAGGCGUCAGUUGCUGCUGGCCCGCCAACGAUGGAGCGCAGCAUGAGCUUGUGA
Jaminaea rosea is the source of this 1419-nucleotide messenger RNA. RefSeq lists its product as hypothetical. The coding region runs from base 1 to 1419 and encodes 472 amino acids. Lineage: Eukaryota; Fungi; Basidiomycota; Exobasidiomycetes; Microstromatales. The record is from RefSeq and is a predicted model, not a curated record. The transcript has 2 exons.